This is a messenger RNA of Falco peregrinus (peregrine falcon), 1329 nucleotides long. RefSeq names its product hippocalcin (gene HPCA). Bases 203 to 784 code for a protein of 193 amino acids. Lineage: Eukaryota; Metazoa; Chordata; Aves; Falconiformes; Falconidae. The transcript is spliced from 4 exons. The record is from RefSeq and is a predicted model, not a curated record. Gene Ontology annotation, molecular function: calcium ion binding.
CCCCCCGCGCCGGUGCCCCCGGUGCCCCCCCGCAGCCCGGCGCUGCGGCGGGCACUACCGGCGGGCGCUCCCGGGCUGCGCUGGCGCACGGCGGCGGCGGCGGCUCUUCCCCGGGCAGCACAGAGGGACCCCCCAAAGCCGGGCCAGGUGCCUGCCCUGCUGCAGCGCUCAUCCCCCUGGACAGCCGGCACAUCCCAGCGGCAUGGGGAAGCAGAACAGCAAACUGCGCCCUGAGAUGCUCCAGGACCUGCGGGAAAACACCGAGUUCUCCGACCUGGAGCUGCAGGGCUGGUACAAGGGUUUCCUGAAGGACUGUCCCUCGGGCAUCCUCAACGUGGAGGAGUUCAAGAAGAUCUAUGCCAACUUCUUCCCCUACGGUGACGCCUCCAAGUUCGCUGAGCAUGUCUUCCGCACCUUCGACACCAACGGCGAUGGCACCAUCGACUUCCGAGAGUUCAUCAUCGCCCUGAGCGUCACCUCCCGCGGGAAGCUGGAGCAGAAGCUCAUGUGGGCCUUCAGCAUGUAUGACCUGGACGGCAACGGCUACAUCAGUCGGGAGGAGAUGCUGGAGAUCGUGCAGGCCAUCUACAAAAUGGUCUCCUCUGUGAUGAACAUGCCUGAAGAUGAAUCGACUCCGGAGAAAAGAACGGAAAAAAUCUUCCGACAGAUGGAUACUAAUAAUGACGGCAAGCUCUCGCUGGAGGAGUUCAUCAAAGGUGCCAAGAGCGACCCGUCCAUCGUGCGCCUGCUGCAGUGCGACCCCAGCGGCGCCACGCAGUUCUGAGCCCCGUGGACCCCCGCAGCCCCCCACAGCCCCACAUCACCCCCUGACCCUGCAGCUGGCCACUGCCGCUGUCCCUUGCCCGGUCCCCGUGGUCCCCACCACUGUGACCCCCGUGGCCCCUUGCGGGGAGAGAGCUGGAGCCCAACUGAGGCUGGGGCAAGGGGGAGCUGGGGGGGGACAGUCCCCAUCACCACGGGGCUCCCGCACUGGCUUGACUGGGGGAAGGAUGGAGGCAGGGUCUGCCCUGAGCGAGGAUGGUCCCCCCCCAGCACUGGGGGCUCGGAGCAGGGGAACAACCCAGCCCGGUGGGAAAGGCUGGCGGCAAAGCCACCGCUGCAUCUCCAGCAGGCGUGGGGACAUGGCCUAGGGGACAAAGACCCGGUGGCUUGGGGGCCCCCUCAGCACCCCCCACACGUGCACACACUGCCACGGUCAUGGGGCCGGGCCAGCCCCUUCCCCAUGGCCGGCACACGGGCAGGGGCCGCAGGGAGGGGACACGCUUCUGGUCUUUUAAUACCUGCAGAAUAAAAUUUGUGUCAGUGCAA